AUGGAAAGCCUUGUAAAUUGUGAUAAAUGCCAACAACGAUUUAAUGAUAAUGAAAAUUUUCCAAAACUAUUACCUUGCUGUGGAAUAACAUAUUGCCUUUCUUGUAUUAAUUCAACGCUUAUCUAUAACUCACUUUUACUGGCUUAAGGUUCAACAGAAACUCAGAGGUAAAAUUAGCAGCAAACUUUACAACAGCAACAACCAAAAUAAUAAAUUAAGUGUGAUUAAUGCGACAAAGUUUAUGAUGGUGUAGACCAACUUGUCUCCAAUAAUAAGCUUCUGAAGAUUGCUCUAAGUCUUUAGUUUUCAACUAACCAGCCAAUAUUUAACAGCAAUCAUUCUCUGUUUCAGCCGAAUUUCAAUAACUCAUUCAGUCAAAAAAAUACAGUAAUGAAUAAUACUUAUAUGGGUAGACCACCUUUAGCAUAAACUCCAGUCAGGAAUCAACAGAUUCCAUAGAUGAAUCUAAGUAUACCCAUGAAUAUCUAAAGCAUGGAAAGUGAUGAUUAUGGAACUAGAUGUAUGGUUCACAAGCAUAAGGAACUUGAAUUCUUCUGCAGAACAUGCUCUUCUUUAGUAUGCUCAAACUGCAUGUUUUAUGAACAUAACGGACACGCUUUGUCUCAAUUAGAGGAGAUUAAUGGCCUCCUUAUUCACAAUAUUACAGAUCUCUAAAAACAACUCUCUAAGUCAAGAUCAAUUAUAAAUCUUAACAAAUCUCAACUUGAAAAGCUUCUGUAGUAAGUCACCUUUCUGGAGGAUUAACAAGUUGAAAAUAUUGAAAAGGGAUUUUAAGCAAUUAUACAGAGGCUUAAUGAAAAAAAGCAGGCAAUGAUGGCGGAAAUGACUAUGAAAUAUACUUCUGAAAAGAGAAAGUUUUCAUAGUAACUCAAGGAAGUGCUAAGAAACGAUGAAUUCUUGAAGGAUAUUGAAGAAGCAUAUAAAUAGUUACUAAAAUUUAUGGAGGAUAAUCAUCAAACUAGAGUAUUAGUGAGACUCAAUGAUAUUAAUGACUAUGUAAGUAGCUCUAUACUAAAGACUGAUGAACUGAUGAAUCAUGAGAAUAAGUAUGAUCUUAAAAUGGAUCAAACUCUUACUCCCAUGACUCUUAACAUGCAAUAAUAAUCAUUCAACAAUACAAGUGCUGCACAAUCUCCCCUAGUUAAAAUAAAUUCUAAAGUCCCUCCCUUAAAUCAGAACAUGCAAUAGUACGUGUUUCCUCAUUAACACCAAGUCUCCAAUAGUAAUAACAGUAAUAAUGGCACUGGAAGUGGAAUAGGUUAGAGAUUCAUUAAUGAGUUCAGUAGUAAUUUCAAUCCUUAGAGCAGUGAAAUGAGGAGAAGAUCGCAGUUUCCUGAUCUGAUUAUCAAGAAAAAUAGACCUCUAUACAGCUAGUUUACUUAAAUGUGA
This is a messenger RNA of Stylonychia lemnae, 1410 nucleotides long. The record is from the annotation of a GenBank genome assembly. Lineage: Eukaryota; Ciliophora; Spirotrichea; Sporadotrichida; Oxytrichidae.